Molecule: messenger RNA, 795 nt
Organism: Anopheles merus
Lineage: Eukaryota; Metazoa; Arthropoda; Insecta; Diptera; Culicidae
Product: protein bric-a-brac 1-like
Exons: 2
Coding region: 1-795 (264 amino acids)
Biological process (GO): regulation of transcription by RNA polymerase II
Cellular component (GO): nucleus
Molecular function (GO): protein binding
Source: RefSeq, a predicted model, not a curated record
AUGAGCUCGCACCCGUCUCUGCAUUUGCGAUCGAACAAUUACAAAGCCUUCGUGACGGGAGCACUCGAUUCGUUUCGUCAACAAGAUAACAAGAUGCUGGAUAUAACGCUGUUGUGUGAGGGGCGCAAAAUUCGCGCCCACAAGCCGCUGCUUGCCGCCUGUAGUGCCUACUUCAAGGAUCUGUUCGAGCAAGUUCCUUUACAGCACAAUCACAUAAUAAUAUGCUCAAACAUUUCGCACGAUGUCAUGAUGUCGCUGGUACAGUUUAUGUACCUGGGCGAGGUGAACGUGCCCCUGGAGCAUCUUGCUGAGUUUUUCCGUACCGCCGAUAAGCUGUCCAUCUGGGGACUGGCAUACGACCCGUCGGACCUGCCGGCGGCGACUGCGAGCGUCCAGCACACAGCAUCUCAAUGCUUAGCGGUGCGGGAUCAAGCUAACACCACAGCAAACAAGGUUGAACCUCCGAAUCUUGAUGAGGCUGUACCGUUAAUACAGAUGCCUUUGGAUACUAAUAUCGCCACGCAAAUAACCGAAUCGCCUCCAUCAACUAUUUCAACUAGCAAGCAGCAAAAAGAGGAUCGCUCACCUCAAUCAAAACAGCUGGACCCGCAUAGAAAGGAUGUGUAUGAGAAGAACUUUUACACCCUACAACAGCGCCCACUAGCUGACGAUGGGCAACGUGAACACACGCUCAGCUAUGCUGCGGUUAAGAUCGAAUCGAGUUCGGCCGAAACAGAUACCCCCAAUGAGGACACUGAACCGCAGAAGGUUGUUGAGAUACGCAAGAGGCCCUAG